CCCACUCCUGCGUUUGACAACAAUAUGGCGGCGCCCAUCACAUUACACCUGGCAUUUGGGGGAGGGGCUGAGCUGCUAUUUGAUGGUGUAAAGGAACAUCAUGUGACUCUUCCCAGCCAAUCAGAACCCUGGAACAUGAAGCAGCUGCUGGUCUGGAUUGGGCAGAACCUGCUGAAGGAGCGACCAGAACUCUUUGUUCAGGGAGACGACGUGAGGCCUGGAAUCCUGGUGCUCAUCAACGACGCAGACUGGGAGCUUAUGGGGCAACUGGACUACGAGCUCCAGGACAAAGACAACGUAGUGUUCAUCUCCACCCUGCAUGGCGGGUAGACACGUACGCAGAGAAGGGGAACACACCCACACACACACACACAAGAACACAAGAACACACCCCAUGGGAUGAGCAUUCCAAUUCUUUGGUUUACGAUUUGAAUAAAGUGAUGAUGAUGAUGUUGAUGAUGUCAGACUAUAUAGAAGCAACCGGAACAUUAAACUACCUGGACCCUCGUUUCACCCAUCCUCUUCAGAAGGGCUUCACACUGAAGCCUACAGCCUUCAAGGCUCUCAGAGGCCCCGGGCCAGGCUGAGGGGUGCCUGUUUGUAUGUCAGUGUGUUGAGAAGACUGAACACAUGCUUCUUAUUUUUUUUUGAUGCCAUAAUGUAUCAUGGUUUAUGACAAACAUACAAGGAUUGUUACAUUAAAGUAUUUUUUUUCUAUUU
This is a messenger RNA of Gadus morhua (Atlantic cod), 720 nucleotides long. It is a transcript of the gene urm1, whose product is annotated as ubiquitin related modifier 1. NCBI's taxonomy places the organism in Eukaryota, Metazoa, Chordata, Actinopteri, Gadiformes, Gadidae. Gene Ontology annotation, biological process: tRNA thio-modification. The record is from RefSeq and is a predicted model, not a curated record. Gene Ontology annotation, cellular component: cytoplasm. The coding region runs from base 25 to 330 and encodes 101 amino acids. The transcript is spliced from 5 exons.